Messenger RNA from Rubroshorea leprosula, 1908 nucleotides. NCBI's taxonomy places the organism in Eukaryota, Viridiplantae, Streptophyta, Magnoliopsida, Malvales, Dipterocarpaceae. The record is from the annotation of a GenBank genome assembly.
CCAAAUCCAAGUCUGAUUCUCACUUAUCUCCAUCUCUCCCAUUUUUCUUCUUCUUUCUUUCUGUCUCAGCUCCUCCGUGAACAAACAAGGAGAUGGACGAGAACUCGAGAGUACACCCAGGUUGUGUUAAUGCUGCUAAUCCAUACCAUGAAUGUGGUGUUAAUUGUUUAGAAAGAGCUGCCAGAGGCGAAAAACGAAGGGAUAAAAAGAAGAUAGGUAAUCACAGUGGAGUACUUGGCAAAAAGAAGGAUGAUGAGAGAAGAGUACGCCAAUCUUGUCCUAAGGCAUCUAAUCCUUACCAUCAAUGUGAUGAAUUUUGCUCCCAAAGAACUACUCUGGCUGAUGCCCUAGCUGUUACAAAUGACUCAGAUAAUCACUAUCGCAUAAAACAAGGUGAUCUUGGCAAAAAGAAGGAUGCAGAGAAAACAGUCUACCCAAUUUGUGCUAAGGCUUCUAAUCCUUACCAUGAAUGUGAUGACUUUUGCAUCAAGAGAAAUACUGUGGCCAAUGCUCCGGGGGUUAAAAAAGAAUCAGAUAUUCGCAAUGGUAUAAAACACAAUGAGCUUAGCAAAAACAAGGAUGCUGGGAAAAUGGUCUACCCAAAUUGCGCAAGGGCAGCUAAUCCUUACCAUGAAUGUGAUGAAAAUUGCCUCAAAAGAAAUACUGUCUCCAAUACUCGUGGUUUUAAAAAGGAAUCAGGCUCCAAAAUCCUUGAGGAUUCCCAAAACUUUGGCAGGAAGAAGAAGGGAUCUGACUCUGAUCCAAUAUCCCCUAGGGUGCUUGACAAUACACCUGCUGAUCCUAAGUCACCUCGAUCCCAUUUUUCUAUGAAAGUGGUGGAAUUAGAGAAUAGUGGAUCCUUUUCUUCCUCUGAGCAACAUUCUGAGGGAAUUUACUCCCGAGUUCAAUCUUUUGACAUGGAACAAGUUCAAUUCUCUCAAUCAGUCCCUGCAUCUGGGAAUAUCACGCCUGUUAGAGUAACCCAAACCAGAGUGAAAGAAGCUGAGAAGUUCCAAACUUCAUCUCAGUUCAGUUCAGAUCAAAACGUUGAGGUUGGAAGAGGCAACUCUAAAAGCUCUACCUUUAGUUUCUCAGGCACUGCUCAAACUCCAGAAGAGAGUGAUGAGGAAGAGGUGGAAUCUGUAAUCUCUGAUUCGUGCGUGUCAGUUGGAAAAUACCAUGUGAGAUCAAGUGUCUCUUCCACUCUGCAGGCAAUUCUUGAAAAGUAUGGAGAUGUAGCAGCCAACUGCCAGCUAGAAUCAGCUUCAAUGCGUGCUUAUUACUUAGAGUGUCUGUGCUCCGUGGUUCAAGAAUUGCACUCCACUUCAGUCCAGCAACUGACAAAAGCAAAAGUAAAAGAAAUGUUUUUGGUCCUCAAAGACAUAGAAUCCGUUAAUAUUGAUGUCUCCUGGCUGCGUGGCAUUCUCAAUGAAAUCUUGGAAGCCAUCGAGCUCAUGAUUCAACAUCAUGCAAUCGAGUCAACAAAAUCCAAACAAAAGCGUUCUUUGGAAACAACAAAGAAAGAACUAGAAUCUCGGUUGGAAGAUUUAGCUCAAAAAGAAAAGGAGGCAGCGGAUGCCAGGGUACAAGUUGCAGAAACAGAAGCUAAGUUGAGGAUGCUCGAGCAUGAAUGCUCUCACCUGGACAAGACUGUUUCAUCAAUCAAGUCCAUUGUUGAAAAGUUUCAAGGGAAAUCCCUGGUAGAUGAGCUUUUGUAAGGCAUUUUGCCAAACAGAACACUAUCAUUUGAUGCUUGGCUUUGUAGAAUAAAAUGGAAAUGGCAACAUAAGUGCUUCUAGCUACGCAUGUUUAGGACAUAAAUUACUUUAAUCUUUUGUAAGCUGGCAGUCUUGUUUUUACAUGUCAUUUCCCGUCCGUGGUCAUUCAAAUUAAAUAAUGAAAAUGUGA